Molecule: messenger RNA, 1894 nt
Organism: Anopheles stephensi (Asian malaria mosquito)
Lineage: Eukaryota; Metazoa; Arthropoda; Insecta; Diptera; Culicidae
Gene: frj
Product: lysophospholipid acyltransferase 7
Exons: 4
Coding region: 202-1629 (475 amino acids)
Biological process (GO): lipid modification; phosphatidylinositol biosynthetic process
Cellular component (GO): mitochondria-associated endoplasmic reticulum membrane contact site; membrane
Molecular function (GO): lysophospholipid acyltransferase activity
Source: RefSeq, a predicted model, not a curated record
AAACUUCCAUGUACGACAUUUCAUUUCAAGCAAAGAUGUUUACACCACUCUCGAUGUAAACAACGCAAUCAGAAUAGAAAACGGCACAAACAUAGUUUUACUUCGUUGCGAAAAGCGUCACGCACAAAGAAAUUCGGAUCGAAUCGAAACCCUUGCGGCGGAAGGAAACUCGUGGUGGAGCAACGCUACAUCGGCUACAGGAUGAAGGACGAUAUUAUCUAUCUGGUUCUGCUUGCCUCGUGCAUCGGAUUCGGGCAGUUUUAUCGAAAGUUCACCGACCCGGAGCAGAAGAAGCUGAUCGGCACCGGGUUCGGGUUGCUGGUGGUGCUCUCCGUCAGCGGGUUCCACAUGCUGCACAUGCUCUUCUGUUAUCUCGUGAGUGCACUGCUGAUAAUCUAUGCUAGCCGAAAAAUAUGUCAUCUGGCGUGCUUUGGGUUCAUGUUCGGAUAUCUGUUCUUCUUCCGGUCGCUGUCGCUGCUGGGAUACGAUUCCCCACCGGGGCACACGAACAUGAUACAGAUGAUUCUAACGCUGAAGCUGGUGGGCUUGGCGUUUGAGGUGAACAAUGCCUACACCAAGGGGCAGACGAUCGACGAAUCGAAAAAGGGUUCGACCGAGACCGAUAAACCGUUGGCUGUGAUGAGUGAUUCGGACCGUGCGCUGCUAAAGCUUGACAUGCUGGACAUCUUCCACUACAGCUUCAAUUACGUCGGUGUGCUGACCGGUCCGUACAUUACGUUCAAAACCUAUCGCGAUGCAAUUUAUCUACCGUUCAGCGGGAAAGCGGAUUGCGUUGGAGCGACGGUAGAAAAUCUGAAGGUUAUUCCACUGUACGCCGGGUUGUUUUUGCUCGUAUCGUACAUCUGGCCACUGGGGUACGCCACCAGUGGAGAAUUCUACGAAGAUCGGUCAUUUUUCUAUCGGCUAAUGUACGUGUGGCCAACGUUCUUCAUCUUCCGGAUGCGCAUCUACACGGGUAUUCUGCUAAGCGAGUGUGUCUGCACAAUGGCCGGCGUUGGAGCUUAUCCGAAGCUUUGCGCCAGUAAACCAGGACAUGGGCCGAGCAAGGAGGACUACGGUGGGGAUGAAUCGACGGCACUGGAAUACGACUUCGAAACGGUACGCAACAUUGACGUAAUCAACACGGAACGCUGCUGGACGUUCCGGGAAGCCAUGAAGUACUGGAACAUGUGCGUACAGUACUGGAUGGCAAUGUACGUGUACAAGCGUUUCCCAAGCAAAAAGUAUCGUACCCUCGUCACGUUGGCCGUCUCGGCGAUCUGGCACGGUGUGUACGCGGGUUACUAUUUCUGCAUAUGCGGCGCCCCGUUCUAUCUUCCCAUUGAGGAUCUUUACGUGAAGCUGUUCAUCAAGGAUGCCACCGGCCAAAAGCGCACAGCACUGAACGUACUCUGCUGGAUCUCAAAGUUUUUCGCCUUCUCGUACCUGGGUAUAGCAUUUUUGCUACUGACGGUGGACAAAAUCUGGUACUACUAUAGCUCCGUGUACCACUUUGGGUACGUGCUGUGGAUUGUCCUGUACGGGGUGGGCGUUUUGAUAGCGAAGCAACGAAAAGCCAAAGCAAAACAGGAGGCUAAAGUACAGCAGGCUACUGGCAAGCAGGACUGAUUUCGCUACACGCUACCGUUCAAUUGGUCUCAUGACACACAACUAGACUCAAAUUUUGUUGUACUUCUACUACUAAUGCUAAUAGGAAAAUUGUUAACACAAAGUCAGGUGUUUUGAUUGCGUUCAAAGUUAGAAUUUAUGCACUAGCUGGUUAGUGAGGAGGUUUUUGCGGGUAAAUCUUUUAACGAUAAAGCUUUGUUAGUUAAAUAAAAUGGGUUCUUUUGCAUGCAGUACAAAGAUGAAUAUAUUCAACAUCAAGAUGGAA